UGAAUGUCAUUUAAUUUGAGAUGCUUGAUUUUUCCCUUAUCCAGUCGCCCCAUUGGCAAUCGUCUUGUCUAACGCAUCUUCUCGACAUUCACACCAUUGCUCAACUUGACGCCAAUGACCCAAUGGGACAAGGGCUUCCGUGAUCUUCGACAGCCCGUGAAUUAAUUAAUAUUUGUGUUGAAAGGCAUAUCAAGAUUUUACGCCCUUUUCCUUUCAAAUUACAAAAUAGUGUUCCAAUUGAUGAAUGACUGGGGUAGUUCCACUACAAUUGUUUCCCUGAGGUGACAUGAACCAACACAGCAGAAUCUCCAGGCAGCAGUCAUAAGAAACACAAAAAGAGGAAAAAGAAGCACAAGAAGAGGCGUGAAAGUAUGCCAGAAGAGCUGGAGUUCAGCUCCCCGCCGCCGACCACGGGGGGCUUCAAGCCAGCCAUCAAACUCAAGCUGAAACUGGGCAACGAAACCAUGGGAACAAAGAGUUUCACAUCCACUAUAGAGCAGCCUGCACUGCCCAGUACCAUUACAGCAUCAACAGCAGCAGCAUCAACAGCAGCAGCAGCAUCAACAGCAGCAGCAUCAGGACUGCCCACUGAAGAGACAUACGUUAAUGUCACUGAUGAACCUUGGGUUGUGGCCCCCAGCGAGAUGCAACCCGCAGCAGAGGACGACACAUUCAAGACCAAGAAGCCAGGCGACGAGACGUCAGAUGAGGAGAAGGCGUGGCUCGAUGCCUUGGAAGCAGGCAAGCUGGACGAUUUCGAGGAGAGACAGAAGCACAAGGACCCCAAACUUCUUACAGCAAGACAGAGGGCGCUGAUCCACGGCAAGCAGGAGGAGGAGCUCAUGCAGCUGCCGUCAGGUUACAAGAACGUCCAGCUCACGGAGGAGCAACUUCAGAGACGUCAACAGCGGGCAAAGAAGAGGCGGCAGCAGGCACAUGAGAAGAGGGAGAAGGAUAAAAAGCAAACCCUCGACCGACUCUUAAAGAAACAGGAGUCGAAGCAGAAGGGACCACGGGGCCGUGGCUCCAAGCGUGCCAACAUCCCGAGGUACCACUACUCCAGCACCAGUGAGAACAUCACCAUCUCGGUGCCAGCCGGCUACAGCUUUCCCUUCCCUCCACAAGCAGCCAAGGCGCUCACGAAGACAACCAAGUGCGGUGUGAGUGGCUGCAGCAAUCACAAGAAGUAUGCGUGUUCCAGGACGGGGGUGCCGCUCUGCAGCCUAGAGUGCUACAAGACAAACCUUGCACUCCACAGCCAUGUCAGGAUAGUGCCGCCAACAUGACCAUUAUGUCAUGGAAACUUGAGGAUUUGAAGGAUUCUGCAUUUUCUUUGACAGCCCUGGUAACAUUAACAAAGGUGUCUCGAAUGUUUGCCAUGGUUACCAGAACAAGUUGUCCUGUAAUGGAAACGGAUGCAGUGAAGAUGAAUAAGUGACUGUCGUCCUGUCUGUUGCCAUGGUUACAACAAAGAGUUGUCUCGAAUGUUUUCCAUGGUUACAACAACAAGUUGUCCUGUAAUGGUAACGGAUGCAGUGAAGAUGUAUAUAUACGACUGUAGUCCUGCUUGUUGGCAUGGUUACAACAAGUUGUCCUGUAAUGGUAACGGAUGCAGUGAAGAUGUAUAAGUGACUUUAGUCCUGAUUGUUGCUGUGGUUACAUCAAUGUUUGCUCACCACUGUGUACAAGGGAACCAUCUAUAAGCACCAACCAGCUCGCAACCUGACUAUUUUGCCUUUACACUUUGUGUAACAGUUUUGCUGAUUAAAAUAAAAUGGUUGACUUUGUUACUUAAGUCCUGUGUCGGAUAAUAUUAGUUAGCGAGGGUUCAGCAGAGGCCAAUAUAUUUUUGUUAACCUAAUUGGACACUUUACAUCAACUAAAGACACCAUAACGAAUUUAGUCUGCCGAAAUGUUUCCACUCUCUUGUAUCUUUAUCGCACAUGCACAUUGACACUUACAAGGGUUAGGGUUAAGGGGAGACUUCUCUUCUAAUCUUAGACACUUACAAGGGUUAGGGUUAACGGGAGACUUCUCAUCUAAUCUUAGAGGCCAAACCUUGUUGAAAGUGUCUACUCUUAUCACCAUCAAUAAGUUCUUGGAACGUGAUUCGUUUAAAUGUAAUGGCUUUGUACAUCACAGUCAAUGAUAUAAAAACAAAGAUCUGUGUCAAAUAACAAAUUUCUGUUCCAGUUCAUGUGAAAUAUGCAAGGUGGGUCUUAGAAAAAUCCAAGAUGGCUGUUACUGAUGGGAUAGUCCCAUAUUAGGUCAGUAGAAACCAUCUUGGAUAUUUGCUGAGGUAUACAGGUUCAUAUGGGGUUAGCCGUUCUGCUCUCUAAUUGAUCAAUCUCACUUUGAGGCAUAAUAACAAAUAAUAUGUGAGUUUGUUUCUUCUGUUCUGUAAGGCAAUGGGACUAAAGUUUAGUCACUAAACAUAUAUUGAUGCCCAAAUAUACAGCCAUGUUCUCAAAACUUGGUAGGUUACUUCUUGAGAUGAAGGGGCGAUGGGAUAGAGGGAUAGCCUGGUGGUUAAAGCCUUCACAUGUCAAGUCGAAGACCUUGGCUUGAUUUCUCCACAUGGGUACAAUGUGUGAAGCCCAUUUCUGGUGUCCCCCCACCGUGAUAUUGCUGGAAUAUUGCUAAAAGAGGCAUAAAACCUAAGUCACUCACUCACUCAUGCAGCACUCGCACGCUCAGGAGGAAGACAGAGCAGGUGGUCAGAAAUACAGAUUAUUUAUUCAUUUGAAGAAGUGUGAAAAGGUUAACAAUAAUUAUACUGGGCCCCUGAUGCGUGUCAUCACUGUACUUGUACAUCAGUGUGAUGGCUGGUCAUGUUUGUUCCAGAAAGAGAUUAAACAAAAAUAUUAUGUGAA
Messenger RNA from Haliotis rufescens (red abalone), 2873 nucleotides. Its product is annotated as INO80 complex subunit B-like. NCBI's taxonomy places the organism in Eukaryota, Metazoa, Mollusca, Gastropoda, Lepetellida, Haliotidae. The coding region runs from base 372 to 1286 and encodes 304 amino acids. The record is from RefSeq and is a predicted model, not a curated record. The transcript is spliced from 9 exons. Gene Ontology annotation, cellular component: Ino80 complex. Gene Ontology annotation, biological process: chromatin remodeling.